AUGGAGCUCGUCGAGGCGCAGGACGCCGUCUCCGUCUUCCUGCGGGAGCUGCUGGGCGGGAAGGAGUACAGCGAGACGGAGGCCACGCGCCUGCAGAUCCGGCGGCCGUCGCGGCUCAAGACGCUCUUCUCGCACAUCGUGGGCGUGCUGGACGAGGGCGAGCAGGUCCGCGCGCUCGAGGCGCUCAUCAGCCUCGUGCGCAGCAGCUGCGGCAACGUGGAGGCGUGCUCCACCGCCGGCCUGCAGCGCGAGAUCCUGGGCUUCCUGAGCGAGCGCGGCCUUUUCGCGGACCCGAGUCUGCCCCAUACAGUGCUCAAGAAGCUGCUGCGGCUCUUCCUGUACCUGGCCUACCACUCGGUGAGCAUCGACGACAUCCAGGCCAUGCUCGCGGUCUUCCGCAGCAUGCGCAUGGUGCACGAGGAGCCCGACGACCAGGCCGUGAGCUACUACCUGUCGACGCUCGAGAUGAUCGCGCGCGACUCGUUCGGGCCCGCGUCCUUCUUCGACCUCAACGGCGAGUUCUCGGGCCUGUUGAUGCCCGUGCUGCCGGCCUUCCCGAAUAAUGGCUACACCUUCUGCGCGUGGAUCAAGUUCGAGUUUUUGCCCGAAGAAGUCGCGCCGCUCUUCACGUUCUGCGGCAAGACGGGCGUGGGCAUCAUGUGCUCCUUCCUGCGCUCGUCGCUCAUGAUCACGAGCUUCGACAAGCGCAAGAACGACGGACACGUCGAGGUGCCCGACCUGGUCACGCCCGGACGGUGGCACUUCCUGUGUAUCACGCACACGCACCGCCAGUUCCGCGGAUCCAAGCUGGACGUGUAUCUCAACGGGGAAUUGCGCCAGAGCGUGCGCCUGGCGUACCCGAACACGGCGCUCAUGGCGCCCGUCGUGAAGGCGUAUCUGGCCAUGCGCGAGAGCAAUGGCUCCAACGCGCUGCGUAUUCUUCUCGGCCCCACGGCUCUGUUUGGACAGGCUCUACCGGCCAGCAUUAUCAACAAUAUUCGCAGCGUGGACGAGUAUGACGCGCUGGUGUUCCAGUUCAACUCGUACAUCUCGUCGUCGUCGACGUCAUCUGGUGGAGGAGUCAGUGGAGCGCCGGGAACGCCCGGAGGGUCGAAUACUACCGACGGACUGCUGCUUGCAUAUGAUGCCAGGCAUUGCGACCGACUAAAGGGAUUAUGCUACGAUUCUAGUGGUAAUGACUAUCACGCAGCUGCUGCAAGUGCUGGAGUUCGUUUGCGCCAUGCCGGGACGUUCAAGCAAGCGGUGGCGCAGUUAGGUGGACCGUUGGUAUGCCUUCCGUUGCUCGUGACGUCUACAACCGCUGCUGUCUCGACUGUGAAUGCUCCUGUUACAGAUUCCAAUGGAGAGCACGUAUCAGAGGCGUCCCCCGCGAUCAGGGACAGCCUGUCCGCCGCAAGUGGAGCUUUGACAACGCAGUUCGACGAGGAUUCGGACUUUCUAAAACAAAUGAGUGACCUGAUUGCACGUCCAAUGGGUGUCCACAGUAUCCCGAAAGUUGUGCUGCUGAUCGCCGAGAUCAUGCGCCAUUCGCUUGUCAACAAAUUUAUCUUUCGUCGCAGUCAAGGUGUGCGCCUCAUGGCUCUGCUGAUGCGUUCGCUUCCGCCGCAGUACCUGACGGCGGAUCUAUUGAUCGCAAUCGAGCGGUUACGCAGCGCUGUCAUCUCGGAUCGAAUUCUGGCGGACGAGAUCUACAAAUUCCUGCUGUUCAAUUUCCGCGUUUGGGUGAACGCGCCGGUGGAGCUGCAAGACACAAUGUUCGACAAGUUGGAGAUCAUGACGCGAAAGGACAGCAAGAACUUGUCUCCAGCUUCGACUCGCCACUUCUUGCGCUGUUUAUCGUGGAUUUAUUGGCGCGUUCCGUCGUCGACUACACUCCGGCGUGCCCGAGAGUUCUCCCCGGAUGAGAUUGAUGCGUUGCGGAAGCGCGUGCUGGCGAUGAUCCAGAUUGUACUAUGUGAAUCGCCCCCGCCGAAGGUUGCGGGGUCUGUUAUGGCUUUUCCUGGAAAGGGCAAAGAGGUGAAGUCCCAGUUGUCGUAUGAAAGCACGCGUUCUCUGAUCUUCUGCAUGAUUGGCAAGCCAAGCAAUCCCAUGAUCCCAGGAAUGAACAUCGAUGGAACGCCGGCGCUCCAGGAGGUUGGAACAUCCAAUGGGCCAUCCUCCUCCGCAACGGUAGCUUCGUCGUCAAGCUCGAAGAGUAUGCCCGAGAGUGACCUCGAUAGCGGCGGAUCCGUCAUCGAAAACGUACCUGAGACGGACUUGCCGGACCUGCUGCAGUUAUUGAUUGAGCUGUCGGUUCAACCCACAGCACCCGCUGGAAUGUUGGAUCUUUUUGGUCGCUUGGGCGGCCUCCGUAUCUGGCUGCCGCUGCUGGAGUUCUCGAACGAUGUUAUUCGAGUUAUGACGCUGCGACUGUUGCGAACCUACUUGUUCUUGAAGUGUGAGUGUACUCAAGACCGGGAAAUGGUGAACAAUCCGGACAAAGUGCAGCUUUCCGUGGGCGAUGCGUACUUGAUCAUGCAUUCGCUGAAGCCCGAAAAGCGGCCAGUUUCGAUGGGUGUGUACUCUGAAAUUUUGCUUAUGAUUCUCGGAAUUCAAGUGACUGAGAAGGACAUGAAGGCGCUGGAUGGUAAAACCGCGGCGUUUGAUGCUCUUAUUGACGAAAAUGUGCUGGCAACGGCGACGAUUUGGCACGGCAACAUGAUGUCUGCGUUCUUGGGCUUGGUACGUGCCAGCUCUGUCACUAUACGCAUGAUUGCUAUCCGCCAUUUGAAGAUUAUUUUCGCUUCUUCGACAAUGGCCAGUGCGAUCAACCGCCAUGUGCUGAUCUUUGGAAGUAUAUCCAAUAUGGGUGGCACCGCCACGGAGUCGUCCACCACGGAGCAGGUGCCGAUUAUCGAGGCCAUUCUUAGUCUGCGUGGUGACCCCCAGCGUCAGCAUGAAAUUACACCGUCUCCUCCACCAUCGCUGUUUGGUAUCGAGUUGCGUGGCUGCCCCGGUGUUCCCAUGAGCCGCCUGCGAGACAUGGUGCUGAAUACGCAGGAGCCGGACGAAGUUCGCGUGAACGCGCUCUACUCAAUCAUCACACAGGAUGACGUCGAUUUCGUGCGUGGUUUGCUUGCGUUGCACGGGGACGGAGACCGCAAGAAGCAAGGUGUGAGUGCCAGCUGCUUCAAUGACAUGUCGAGCCGUAUGAAGCUGGCCCUUGUGGAGUUGAUGUCCGUCUACCAGCCUAGCGGAUGCGUGGACUUCAUUACGCACAUGUCGUACGACGUUAUUUCUUCCAUGAUCUGUCUAGAGGUGAAGACGAACGAGAUGGCGUGGUUCUUAUUGCAGGAUCCAUUCACUACCCUUUCGCGCUUUAUCGCGUCCGCGGAGGAACUGGAAGUGGUCGUGGUGUCACUGCUCAAGACCACGCUGGACAAAAUGAACGAGAUGCUGUCAGCUGAAAUGAAUUUGCGUAUUAACGAAGGCACACCCUCGCGCGAAUCCAUCUUGUGGCGGAACGCUGAGAGUUUAGCUUCACUGGCGGCAGCUGUCGUGCUUCAUUACGACCCUGACACGCUGGGCGAAGUUGAUCCGAGCAAAUUAGUGAGUGCUCCGGCCACUGAGGAUGUGACGAAAAGCUUGGUCUUCUGGAAGUGUGAGCGCGCGAUUUGGCAUGAAGCCGAGCUGGUGGACUCCAUUCUAGGCAUUUGGCAGCACUUUGCAUCCCACUUUCACUCGGAUUCGGACGCCAGCUUUGCGCGGCGAUCUAGCAAUGCCCACAACCGCCGCGGCAGCACGCCUCCCCGUCCUAUGGAGUGCGGACUGCAAAGUCCUCCGCCGUCGGGAUCUUCGGCGCGUUCUAAUGCUGCGACGAGUAUGCUUGGAUUCGGCUUCAACUUGCUGCCUACCGGUGCUGCUGCAAGCGCACCUACUACCACUUCUCCGUCAACGCCGCUGUCUGGAGGAAGCAACAUUUCAGCUCGACCUCACCCUGGUGGCCCGAUGCGUCAAAUCUUGCAGCUGCUACUGCGGUGCCUGUAUCUCGUACUCAUCUCUGACGACGUUGAAGUGUCAACUAACGGUGAAGACAACGAAGCAGAAGAACUCUCGUCGGUGAAACUGCGCCUUCCGGCCAACUCGGUAUUUUUCGCGCGUAUCAACAAGCUUGAGUACUUUAUCAACGCGAUGGGUUUGGGCCACGAGAUCGCACAGUUCGACUCGUGCUUCGCUCCAUCUCGCUCAGGCUCUAACGGCAUGACGACGACGGCUGGACUAGUCACAGCUAGUGAAUGCGUGAAGGCUGCCCCCGGUGAUGAGACAACUCUGUUGCUCUGGCUGAUCCCGGAACUCUCGUCGCUGAUCGAUCGCGUACGGCGAAAGUGCUGGUCGGAGUCGGCGGUGAAGCUUGCGAGCAUCUUGGCCUCUUUGGUGUCUCUGCCGCUUCGUUCAUCGGACCAGCUGGCCGAACUGCUUGCUCGCAAUGAUUUUACCACGAACAACCAAGAGGUUCGCCGUCGCGAUUGCUUCUACCAUGAACAAAUGGCACAUGCUCGCGAUAUCCGAGCGAUGCGUCGUGCUGGCAUGUUCGAUGAGGAAGCCGACGAAAAGAAUCGGGCCAAGUGUGAACUCGAGCGAAUCAGCAAGUUCACCCGCUCUGCCACCUCGCUAGGUGCACCUUCCAGCGAAGGAGAGGACCACGUCUGGCUUGAGCGAGUAAAGGCCAAGGAUAUCGAUGACUGGAUGAAGCUGCGCGUGUUGGCCAAGUGGGGCGUUCGUCACGUGUGGGGAGUACGAGAGGAGUCUGUGGUAACCUCUGAUGAUGGUACCAUCGUUGGCCUGUGGGGUGACAACGAAUUCUGGCGCGUCGACAUUUACACGUCGAGCAACUGGAUCCGUUGCCGCCUGCUGCCGGACACGGACGAUACGAUUUCGCACAACUAUAGUGCCUCGGCAAGCCUGAAGCACGAGAUGCUUAACAACAUGACGGACGAGUUGGCUAUGCCCCCAGUGGAUUCAAUUGUCGUUGAUGAUGCGGCUCUGGCGACAUCGGCUGAAUCGGCGGAGCAAGCCUUCGAGGAAGAGGAGGAAGAAGACGACGAGGCUCGCACUGUCAGUAGUGGUGGAGAUGGAGAAGGAUCAGAAGCUACGGAGUCCGAGGAGCCGGGGUACGUGGGGUUAGCGCGGCGCAUUAGCGACGAAGGAUACCUGGAUGAUGACAGCGGCCCAACGACGUUGGAUGCUAGUGCAGGCAGUGAUAGUGGUGCACCACGCUCAAUGCUGCGCGACCGAAUGCACAGCAGCGACAGCGUUGGGGAGGUUGUUGAUGCGGCUUCACGCCUGGACGUCAUAGGCCAGAAUCCCGACCUCUUGUCAACCGCUCCCCCUGAUGUUAGCGAGAAUAUCGCUAGCACGGAUGACGCCACCAUCCGUGACCGCCGUGCGGUCUCCGUGGAUGUGGCGACGACUGUCAAGUCAGCAAAGGGUCGCAUCGGUACCAUAUCGACGAGGUUCUCGUCGGGUAUCAUGCGUCUAGCAGGAGCACGUCCAGCUACGUUGUCAACAUCGUCGAAUGGACCCGACGGCUCGGGACGCCUCUCGAAUGUUUCAGAAGAAGAUGAUGACGAGCAAGGUCCUCUGGAUUCAACGUCGCCGGACUCGGCAGGGGAGGAGGGCGCUGCGCCGCUAAGUAACGACGGAAGGAAACCCACCAGUCCGUCGGAUCGGAAUUCCUCAGGCCCAACUACGUCGUCGCGAAUGGUUAAGAAAUCCGGCAAGCACGACCAAUGGAAAUCGUUGGGGUCGCCAUACCGCACCAAGGCGUAUCUGGUGCUCCCGUCAGGUGUCUUGGUGCACGGUGUGCUGCGUAUCGGGGCAGCAACUAUUGUUUUUGAAGGUGAACGUGUGGUAACACUGCGAAGUAUUGCUGACGCGUUCAAGUCAAACGACGAUGGCGGUGUAGCUACACGACAGCGCAGCGCCCAGCGCCUGCACGAGACUUACGUCUCACAGCUCAAGCGUCGUGUGUGGGGCGUCCGCGUGAUCCGUGUAAUUCACCGACGACGCUUCCUCAUGGAAGGCCAAAACGGCCUCGAAAUCUACUUCGUGGAUGGCAGCUCGUGCUUCUUUGGACUUGAAAGCUACGGCGAGGCUGACCUCGUGUAUGCCACACUGAAGGAGCGGAAGCCGCCGUGCCUCGCCAAAUGGGGCAAGCGCUUAUUGACAGCCGAACGAAUGUUUUCCAAGAGCAAGUGGACGGAGAUGUGGGUGCGGCGUGAGAUCAGCAACUUCGAGUAUCUGAUGGCGCUGAACGUGUCAGCGGGCCGCUCCUACAACGACCCCUCUCAGUAUCCUGUGUUUCCGUGGGUGAUCAAGGACUAUGAAUCGGCGGAGCUUCGCUUGGACGAUGAAGAUAUCUACCGCGACUUGCGCCGGCCUAUCGGCGCACAGUCGCCGGAAGCUAUUCAGCGUGCGCGAGCUACGCACGAAGGAUGGGACCCGAAGACGCCGAUCCCAGCGUUCCACUACGCGAAUACGUACUCGAACAUGCAGUCCGUGUUGUACUUCUUGAUCCGACUCGCACCAUUUACGGGGGCUGUCCUCGGCAGCGAGGAGCAGCAGCUCCACCACAAGGCAGCCGGUGAGCCUACGUUUGACUCGGUGCCUGAAGCCUUCAAGAUGGUCACGAGCGACGAGCGUCACAUGUUCGAGCUGACGCCCGAGUUCUUCUACCUGCCGGAGCUGUUUUCAAGCGCUCGGAACAAGACGUUGGCUCGCCACUUUACCCCAGGACAAGAUGUGAGUGCGACGGCGGGUCUAGCGCGUGAUGUGACGCUACCUCCGUGGGCUGCGUCGCCGUACGAAUUCGUGCGCCUACAUCGCCUAGCGCUCGAGAGCGACUUCGUAUCCAACAACCUCCACCACUGGAUCGACCUCAUUUUCGGAUACAAGCAAACUGGCGCGCCCGCCGUGGACGCGCUGAACUCGUACCACAUUGCGUGCUACCCAGAGCGUUUGGAUCUCAGCACCUCGAGCGAUGGAGUGCGUGCCAAGCUGGUUCAGCGCGGCACAGUUCCGAUUCAGCUCUUCCGCAAGCCUCACCCUGCACGCAUGACGCAGGACGAAUCAUUGGAGGCGCGAUACCCGGCAUCGCACAGCAUGGCUGUUCUGUCUUCGCGCCGACAGGUGCGUCGUCAUGACCUUCCAUCCAAGCAUACCGCUGCCGUCAAGAGCGUGCGCUUCUCAAAUGCUCUGAACCAUGCCGUGGCACUCACUGCGCUGACUGGUUCGACCCCUGGGCUUGGAAGUGGAACGGGCAUGGGAGCUCACAGCACCGGCAGCAACGAUCAUGGAGUCGUUGUGUACACUACAGACAGUGAUGGUGUGGUGCUGGCGAAGCGCUAUCUGAACUCGGUCCCCGAUACUGUGCGUUCCUGCCCGUUUUCGAUGGUGGAUGUGGACCAAUGGUGGAAGCUUCCUGCAGGCUGUCUGGUGAAUGAGGGUGUGGUGUUCUACGAGCAAAUGAUCAGUUGCGGCUACUGGGAUGGCAGCUGGCGUAUCCACUGGGCCGCCGACGGCGAGCUCCUGCAGCGGAUCGCCUUCCACAAGAAGCCUAUUCUUUGUAUGGCGCGCAGUGAAGACGACUUUACUGGUGAUCUGGCAUUGGCCUUUGGCAGCGAAGACUGCACCGUGUCAGUCUGGGCGCUGUCAAAGCUCUCGGCGUCUCGUUCGCGACGGCUCUUCCUCAAAAAGGAGCUGCCUGUGGGCGGACUUCCUUGGGUUCUCUUGGUUGGCCACACGAGUCCUGUCGUCGCUGUGGCUCUCAACGUGGACUUGGACGUGGUAGUAAGCGCCUCGAAGGACAACACACUUCUGCUGCACUCGCUUCGUGGCUCGACUCCACUUCACGCUUUGGCUCUUACGCCGGGACCAAUGGAGACUUCAGCUGUCGCUCACAUGGUCAUCUCGGCGCAGGGCGACACCCUCGUGCACUCCAUUACCACGCGCAAGACCCAACGCAGUGGCCGCUAUUCUCGCGCCAACUCGCUUUUCUCCGACGACAAGGCUAGACUAACCGUCGGUGAAAAUGGCGGCGGCAACAGCAGUAUGGUGGCGGGUGGCUUGUCCAGUAGUGGAUAUGUAGCCACGAACGAUGACCAGGAGGAGCGUCAACGCGAUGACCAACAAUCCGAGCUGUACGUGGUCUCCAUUAAUGGGCAUGUCGUCUCCCACGAUAAGCUGGUUGUGGGAGGCGAAGGUGAGGAGGUGACUGAGGGUGAGGGCAGCAGACCCCCAGCGCCACACCUGCUGCUUGAGCGCGGUGUAUUGUUUACACGCUCGGGUGAGUACUUGAUCACGGCGUGUGCUGGUGCCGACGCAGCCAUCGAG
Molecule: messenger RNA, 8391 nt
Organism: Phytophthora sojae
Lineage: Eukaryota; Oomycota; Peronosporomycetes; Peronosporales; Peronosporaceae
Exons: 2
Molecular function (GO): protein binding
Source: RefSeq, a predicted model, not a curated record